Messenger RNA from Balaenoptera ricei (Rice's whale), 6417 nucleotides. It is a transcript of the gene SREK1, whose product is annotated as splicing regulatory glutamic acid and lysine rich protein 1. The record is from RefSeq and is a predicted model, not a curated record. Bases 1209 to 2753 code for a protein of 514 amino acids. The transcript is spliced from 11 exons. Gene Ontology annotation, molecular function: RNA binding. Gene Ontology annotation, cellular component: nucleoplasm. Lineage: Eukaryota; Metazoa; Chordata; Mammalia; Artiodactyla; Balaenopteridae.
AAGGUGUAACCACUACUUAAAGCAAGUUUUAAAAUUCGUCUUGAAUUCCAUCCAUGUUUAGAAAUAUAUUCAGAUAAUUUUUUUAGAGAUUUAUCCCUACACAUGUGGUUGUGUUAAGUAGAAUUUUUACCACUGAAACCCCGCAUGGUGCUUUUUUGAAAAUUUACUCCAUAUGCUAUUUUCAAUUUGGCGUGACUUUGUACUUUAAAUUACUUUUGAAGAAUUCAUAAUGGAAACGUGUAGCCAGAUACCACAUAAUUAUGAGUAGUUCUGAAAUUGCUAUACAUAGUCAACUUUUUAGAAAUUUUCUUUUUGGGAAGGUUGAGAGAAAGGACCAGAAAAAAUGUGUGAAAGUCGCAGUCCUUAUCAAACUUAAUUGAUUAGAACUCAGUAAUUAAAUUUGGCAAAUUGAUAGACUUAAUUCAGAGUAAAUUUUCAGUUUUUUAGUCAUAGGGAUUUCUUUUUCUUAGUGUCUAGGAUUAUUUUAAUGUUAUUGUUGUUGUUAUUAUUAGGCACUUAAGACGCUUAUAAGCAAGACAUUUAGGCAUUAACCACCCCUCUUCAGAUAAGUAUAUAUAAAUCGGUUCUAAAAGUCAGUAAUUUAAGAAGUUUCCUGAGAAUAGGGAACUUUUUUUUGUUAGUCAUUUUCAAAAAUGUUAGCAGUUUCCCAAGGCAUAUUCUUUGGAACUGGAUUCUUUUAGUCAUCUCUGACAUUGUUGGUGAGAUGCCUUAUUAACUGAAUGGGUGUAGGCUUCCUUUCCAAUUGAAGCUGAUUACAUGUGGUAGGCUUUUGUUUUUUUCUGUCUGCCUGAAAUUAAAUGGGAUCUUUUGGAAGGUUAUCAAAAUUGUUUGCAUCACAAGUAGGUAGUUUCAAUUAACAGGAUAGGGACACUCAGGAACAGAUUUCAAUUCGCACAUAUUUGUUUUUUUCUUUUUCUUUUUUUUGACUAAUUUGGUUAUUUGCCAUUUCUGGGGAUUAAACUUUAAAAAAUGUUCUUCUUUUCUGUAUCUGAUGUUCUGUGUGCUAUUAGUGAUGCAGCCAACACGAACGGUUGUCAUGUGUAACACAACUUUCGAUCACCGCGAAAACACCGUCCUGGGAAAGCGUCCAUGCUUGAUAUCGUUUGGUUCAUGAACAUUAAGUUUCCAGUACAGGUAAAAUCCCAGAGGAAGCCAAAGCUCUCUCUCUAUUGGCUCCUGCUCCAACCAUGACAAGUCUGAUGCCUGGUGCAGGCUUGCUUCCCAUACCGACUCCAAAUCCCUUAACUACACUGGGUGUUUCCCUUAGCAGUUUGGGAGCUAUACCAGCAGCAGCACUAGACCCCAAUAUUGCAGCACUUGGAGAGAUACCACAGCCACCACUUAUGGGAAAUGUGGAUCCUUCCAAAAUUGAUGAAAUUAGGAGAACAGUCUAUGUUGGCAAUUUGAAUUCCCAGACAACAACAGCUGAUCAGCUACUUGAAUUUUUUAAACAAGUUGGAGAAGUGAAGUUUGUGCGGAUGGCAGGUGAUGAGACUCAGCCAACUCGGUUUGCUUUUGUGGAAUUUGCAGACCAAAAUUCUGUACCAAGGGCCCUUGCUUUUAAUGGAGUUAUGUUUGGAGACAGGCCACUGAAAAUAAAUCACUCCAACAAUGCAAUAGUAAAACCCCCUGAGAUGACACCUCAGGCUGCAGCUAAGGAGUUAGAAGAAGUAAUGAAGCGAGUGCGAGAGGCUCAGUCCUUUAUCUCAGCAGCUAUCGAACCAGAGUCUGGAAAGAACAAUGAAAGAAAAGGCGGUCGAUCUCGUUCCCACACUCGUUCAAAAUCCAGGUCUAGCUCAAAAUCCCGUUCUAGAAGGAAAAGAUCACAGUCAAAACACAGGAGUAGAUCCCAUAAUAGAUCACGUUCAAGACAAAAAGAUAGACGUAGAUCUAAGAGCCCUCAUAAAAAACGCUCUAAAUCAAGGGAGAGGCGGAAGUCAAGGAGUCGUUCGCGUUCACGGGACAAAAGAAAAGACAACCGAGAAAAAAUCAAGGAAAAGGAAAGAGUGAAAGAAAAAGAUAGAGAAAAGGAAAGGGAAAAAGAGAGAGACAGGGAAAAGGAACGUGAAAAAGAAAAGGAACGGGGUAAAAACAAAGAUAAAGACCGGGAUAAAGAACGGGAAAAGGACCGAGAUAAAGACAAGGAGAAGGACAGAGAGAGAGAGCGGGAAAAAGAGCAUGAAAAGGAACGCGACAAAGAGAAGGAGAAGGAACAGGACAAAGAAAAGGAACGAGAAAAGGACAGAUCCAAAGAGAUAGAUGAGAAAAGGAAGAAGGAUAAGAAGUCCAGAACACCACCCAGAAGUUACAAUGCAUCAAGAAGAUCUCGUAGUUCCAGCAGGGAAAGGCGUAGGAGGAGAAGCAGGAGUUCUUCCAGAUCGCCAAGAACAUCAAAAACCAUAAAAAGGAAAUCUUCUAGGUCUCCAUCCCCUAGGAGCAGAAAUAAGAAGGAUAAAAAGAGAGAAAAAGAAAGGGACCACAUCAGUGAAAGAAGAGAGAGAGAACGUUCAGCCUCUACAAGAAAGAGUUGUAAUGACAGAGAUGGGAAGGAAAAGGUGGAGAAGAACAAUACUUCACUUAAAGAGAAGGAGCACAAUAAAGAGCCAGAUUCAAGUGUGGGAAAAGAAGUAGAUGACAAGGACGCACCAAGGACUGAGGAAAACAAAGUACAGCAAAAUGGGAAUUGUCAACCAAAUGAAGAAAACCUCUCUACCAAAACAGAAGCAGUAUAGGACCUACAGAUGCACCUCUAAACACACGCUGGAGUAGAAUCCAAAGCUUUUAAUUCUCUCAACAAGAUGUUAAACAGUGAAGAAAUCCAGUAGAGCAUAAAGAUAUGAGCUAACAGCUUUUUUAGUUGUUAGGUGACUUUGUGGCCAUCUUGUUACUGAGUAAGAAAAUAAAGCAUGGACGUCGUGAAAAUAGCAGGUGUUACCCAAACUCCUCAUCUUCUAAAAGCUGUGCAUUUCCAUGGUGGCUGACACACUUGUCAUGUGGUUUGUUCAGUGUUUGCCAAGAACCAUUAAAAUAAAUGGGACAUUAAAGAUCUAAAUUUGUACUAUCCAUUAAAGACUGGAGAUAAGCAUUGGAGGCUCUUUUAAAAAAUGCUAGUAACUGAUUUUGUAUUGUUUUACUUUUUUUUAAAAAUUUCAAUAUAUUACAGAUUGAUGAUGUGCUUGAAAUUGGUGCAAAUAUAUACACACCCUUGUAAGUGCGGAGUAUGUAAGAAGUUUUAACAUUGACUUCACAGGAUUUACAGUGAUUGUGUUAAAUUCUCACUAUUGUGUUUUCUUUUGCUCACUGUUUAGGACAGCAGUUUUUCUUUAAAAUAGUUUUACAGAUUAAAGUUGCUUAAAUAAGUGGAUUAAAAACCAACUGACAAUGCAUGCUACUGUUCUUUUUCAAAAGGAAGAACAUCUGUGUUAAAUACUAAUAAUAUAUUAGUAUUCAGUGUUCAGAAUCAUUGGGUCUCCCCACAAAGUAAGCAUCUGUUUUUGAACUCUCUUGACAUUUCUAAGCUUAUUAUGAACAGUAUCGCAGUGUGUGUUGUCAGUUGUAGGUGGCAAAGGUGCCAUUUAUAAAAAGAAAACUGGGUUUUCAAAAUGGGCUAUGGGAGCACAAGCUGAAGCUUUAGUGCCUUCUACAAUGUGGUAUACUGUUUUCUAGAAUUUUAUAUGGACUAGUCAUUCUCAAUUCAUAUGGAAUUUAGAUGGAUAUUCCAUUCCCUCCCAUAGAAAAGUGUGAAAGCGGUAUGUCAGAAGAGCUUCUUACUUGGCUCACCUAAUAUGAGAGGGAAGUCUGUUUUCAAGAAUGACUUUAGAGCUUAAAACAGCAAUGCAGUUUUGGGACCAUCAGUUUCAUACUGUGAUAAUUGAAAAUGAAGCAGCAUGUUCUUAUUUUACUUAAAGCAAAACCCUUUAGUUGUCUACAUUGGAUGGCCUUAAUUAUUACCUCUCAGUCAUCUUCUCAUAAAUUAUGUGCAGAAAUUGUACUUAACAUAUGAGUUAAGUACAGUUCUCAUAUGAGAACAUAUGAGUUUGUCUUAUGUGUAAGGAUAUGUUUACUUAAGCUUAAAAUAUAGGUCAUCUGACAUUGUUAGGCACACUUUUUGCAGAAAGUAUGCAAGUAGUAAAAUGACAACAUUGCUAAAAUUUUCCCCAGACCACAACUCAUAGUUUCAGAACUCUUUUCAUUGUUGUAUUUCCAAAAGUUAUACCUUUUAAUUAGCAUGUUAUUAAAAAAAAUCAAGUAUAAUUAGUUUAAUGCAGUCUGAUACAAUCAAAUUACUCAGUUGCCUUACCUCAUGGGAAGAGUUACUUAUAGAUUUAAAAAGCUGAGUAGCACAUCGGUUACUUGGUUUCAACUUGAGUUUUCUUUUAAUGUUAAUACUAUUGAAAUUUAAGUAUUUGGUGGAGAAUGGAAGGAAUUGCCCUUAUUGCAAGUAAUGAAGCCUGGUUUGAUUAUGAAGCUGCUUAAUUACUCCUCAUGUGUUCAGAAUUACUGUGUUUUUUUGUUUUUUUUCCUUUUUUUCACUGUGUACAUUAAAAUUUUUGAAAAUGCUUUACUAUGUAAAGUAUAGAUGGUCAUUUUAAUCAUUCAACCACAUACGGUUGGCUGGUAAACAGCUUAUUUUGAUAUAAGAAUGCUUGGGUGUAUAUGGAAAGAUUGUGAAGGAGUGUGUGUGUCUUGCAUCAAAGCUUCUUAUUUAUGAUAUGUAAGUAGAAUAGAACAAAUGUUGUUUGAAUCUUUGUUAUUUUUAGUACUAUUUCUCUAAUAAAGCUAAGUAUUUUAGAGGGAAGUAUUUGUUCAUGCAUUUCAAAACAGCAUCUUAGGUUUAUCCUGUUCUUGUUUUAGCUGGCAUAGAAAUUGUUUUGAUAUGGAGAGUGCAUGUUUGUGUGGUGUCUAAAGCCGUCAUUUAAAGUUUGAGUAUUUUCUUGUACUCUGGACUCUAUUAAAUGUUUUUUAUGUUGGUAAUUAACAUAGUUAUUUGGUUCCUGCUGCCAGUUAUUUUUCUUGAUGAUGUUUAUUCAUCUUUAAAUAACCAUACUAAUCUUGACAGACACUGAUUUAUAAAAAUUGGCCAUGAAUAGGGAUACAAGAGGUCUGGAGAAAGUGAAAUCAUUUUCUUAAACAGGCUUAUGGUAGCAAAGCUUUCUAGGGUCUAGAGGUACUGGAGGGAAGGAGGGAGUGUGUGUGUGUUGUGUGUGUGAGAGAGAGAGAGAGAUUUUUCUCUUUGUUCACUUUUAAGAGCUGAUAUGUUUUCAUUUAUUUUUUUCUUGUAAGGUAUUUUUUUAUUUCUUUAAAACUGUCUUUUUCAUCCCAGGUAGAUAUUGUCAGGAAAACUUGAGGUAAGGCCAAGAAGACAGCCAUUUCACACUUAAUACCUUCUGUAAAUUAUCUUUUUCAUCUUGAUUAUAUAGCGAGUACAUUCUGUUUCUUAAAUUGUAGUUGCUAUUCAUCAUUCUAGACAAAUUCUCUUGGUCCUCUUGUUCUUGCUUUUCAGCAGUGUGCACUUAACUGGUAGUAAAAGGUGGUUCUUCAUAAGCUAGCCAGUUUCAUGUGAGGAAACAAGUAUAAAACCUUUAACUUCCACAGCUAUCUAUCUCCUUAUUAUUUUCCAUUGAAUCUAAUUAACUUAUAGUUACGAACACACUAGUCAGCUUGUGAUUUUUCUGUUUAGAAUCUUUUUUUCCAAGGGGUUCAGUAUAUGCUAUGUUGAUCUUCAGAAGUAUCAUAGAGACUUAAAUUUUGACAUGCCUCAAUUAAAAGUAAAAACCGGCAUUUAGAAUCAAUUUUUUUUUUUUUUUGUCAAGAAAAUAAUUUCUUUUGUGGUAUUAGUCAUCUUCAGGACGCUUACUCAUUCCUAUAUAUAGGUUGCUACCUUUGAAAUUAAAAAAAAACCUUGAGCCAUAUCUGGUCUCAACUGAAGAUAUUCAAAUUUAAGGAUUAUAAUAUAUACUAAUGGCUUUUGAAAGUUUUUUAAAAACCUAUUUGGAAUAGUAUGAUUUGAUGUAAAUCCUUAUUAGUUGAAUUAGCAGUUAAAAUGAAUUCUUUUUGACGGAUGCAUUAAGUAACAUUUCAGUGGGACAUUUCUUAUAUUUUCAUUGAAAGAUAGUAUCUGGUUUUAACUGGGUGAGUUACGAAGUAGAGCUGUUUCCACAAAGUAAUUAUGUUCCUUAUGUGUUUUAAAUAUUUUUAAAAAAAAUUUCACUACCUAUAUACUUAGAUGUUCUCAUGUUUAUUUACUAAUGUAAUAGUCAUUUAAAAUUAAAUUGUUUAUUUUCAGAUUUCAGAAGUUAGUGCUCUCAAAGGGCUAAAUGAUAUUUCUGGAAGCAGGAGUCAAGUAUAAAUGUAAUAAAAUAAUCUUUUAAAAUAAAAUUCACUUCCCUACUUAAA